AUGAAUCUAGUUCUAAUCUUGACCAACGUUUUCAUAACGUACUUUGUCUUUGCCUCGGGCAUCAUAAAUGCCGAAGAAUUCAAGCUCGACUACUCAAUAGCGGCAAGCGAACUACCCCCCGUUGAAGUGGUUGGUAACAAGUUUUUCAACACUGACACUAAGGAACAGUUCUUCAUUAAGGGGAUUGCUUACCAGCCUAGUCAUUCGAGCGAUCUGCAAAGUCUUGAGGCGCUAGGAAGUGACGCAAAAUACAUCGAUCCCUUGGCAUCACCAGAAUUGUGCUUAAGGGACGUACCAUAUCUCGCUAAUCUGGGUGUGAAUACAAUAAGAGUAUACUCCAUUGACCCAAAUAAAUCUCAUGACGUUUGCAUGAAGGCACUGUUGGAGAAGGGGAUUUAUGUCCUGGUAGAUCUAUCCGAACCGGAUGCGUCUAUCUCAAGGGAUACGCCUAACUGGGAUGCCCGUGUAUACCAAAGGUACAAAAAUGUAGUAGAUGCAAUGCACCAAUAUCCCAAUGUUCUAGGGUUUUUUGCGGGCAACGAAGUCACAAAUGAUAUAACAAACACAGACGCUUCUCCAUUCGUGAAAGCGUCAAUACGCGAUGUUAAAGAACACAUAUCAAAAAUGAACUACCGAGAAAUUCCUGUCGGAUAUUCAACGAAUGACGACGAGGAUACUCGAGAAAACCUUGCCAAAUACUUCACUUGUGGAGAAUCAAUUGCUGAUUUUUAUGGAGUUAACAUGUAUGAAUGGUGCGGUUAUUCGUCUUUCCAUACUAGCGGAUAUGAUAAAAGAACACAGGAAUUUAGGAAUUAUCCGGUUCCAAUCUUCUUCUCGGAAUUUGGUUGCAAUUUGAUUCGACCUCGACCCUUCACAGAGGUAGAGGCGCUUUACAGUAAACAAAUGACAGAUGUUUGGUCGGGUGGGCUGGCAUACAUGUACUUCGAAGAAGAAAACCAUUAUGGUGUGGUGAAGAUAGAUUCAAACAACCACGUUGUUGUUUUGAAGGAUUUUGAAUUCCUGAGAGAUGAAUUCGCUAGGGCCAACCCCAAGGGGACGAUCAAAUCAGAAUAUCUGCGAAGGUUGGAACUAGCCAACAAAAAGCCGCCCAGAAGAGAAUGUCCAGCUCUCUCCAGCAAUUGGAAAGCUGCCGAAGGAUUGCCCGCAACUCCUAAUCAAUCUAAGUGCGCCUGCCUGGAUAAUGCGUUACCUUGUCUAGUGUCACCAUUCAGUGACCGAUCCAAAUACAGGGAAUAUUUUGAGUAUAUAUGCGGUGAAGUAGACUGCACUGAUAUCGCGGCAGAUGGUGAGAAUGGCCGUUACGGUGAAUUUUCAGAUUGUAGUGCAGAUCAGAAACUUGCGUUGGAGAUAAGCAAGAUGUUUUAUAGCGGCGCCGAUGGCGCGGAGGCCUGUCCAAUUGCAGACGAAAAUAUUCACUUUAACAGUGAAUUUAAGAAUAAGCCACAAGAUCCAAAGUGUGCCACCUUAAUUCUUUCUAUUGAAAAUGUGUCGAAAGCACGUACAGCCGGUGAUCGAAAUUUGAAUCGAAGUAACAACGGAAUAGCAUCAUCGGGAAGUCACAAGCAAACAGCAGAAUGGAUUUUAUUUCUGAUGGCAUUUGGAAUAUGGACAGGUUGGCUUUUAUAA
Messenger RNA from Lachancea dasiensis, 1647 nucleotides. NCBI's taxonomy places the organism in Eukaryota, Fungi, Ascomycota, Saccharomycetes, Saccharomycetales, Saccharomycetaceae. The record is from the annotation of a GenBank genome assembly.